GUCAAAGUUGCUUCCUUUGGCUUCUUCCUACACACUUGCUUCACAUGUCUACUACACUGACUGACUGACACAACGAUAAAGUACACUUAUCGUGUUUCUUGGUCUCAUCAUAAGUUCAAUGGCGGACAAUCGAAGAAGAAGAAGCCUAUUCGACUUCCUACUUUUCUCCGUGUUUCUAGGACUCGCAUGUCUCUGUUUAUCUCCGAUUCCGGCAACAGCUCAACGUCGGAAACUCAGGUUCAGUGUUAACGGCGAGUUCAAGAUACUACAAGUGGCGGAUAUGCAUUUUGCUAACGGCGCUAAGACGCAGUGUCAAAAUGUUCUUCCUAGCCAGAGAGCUCAUUGCUCAGACCUCAACACCACCAUCUUCAUGUCGCGAGUCAUCGCCGCCGAGAAGCCUGAUCUUAUCGUCUUCACCGGUGAUAACAUAUUUGGGUUUGAUGUAAAAGACGCUUUGAAAUCCAUAAACGCUGCGUUUGCUCCAGCGAUUGCGUCUAAAAUCCCAUGGGUUGCUAUUUUGGGAAACCAUGACCAAGAAUCUACAUUUACAAGACAACAAGUUAUGAAUCACAUUGUGAAGCUUCCCAACACUUUGUCUCAAGUGAAUCCUCCUGAAGCUGCUCAUUACAUUGAUGGUUUUGGUAAUUACAAUCUCCAAAUCCAUGGAGCUGCUGAUUCGAAACUACAGAACAAAUCUGUUCUUAAUCUUUAUUUUCUCGAUAGUGGAGAUUAUUCUAGUGUUCCUUACAUGGAAGGUUAUGAUUGGAUCAAAACUUCUCAGCAGUUUUGGUUCGACCGCACUUCAAAACGUCUCAAGAGGGAGUACAACGCAAAGCCUAAUCCUCAAGAAGGUAUAGCUCCAGGACUAGCUUACUUCCACAUUCCAUUACCGGAGUUUUUGAGUUUUGACUCAAAGAACGCUACAAAAGGAGUGAGACAAGAAGGUACAUCCGCGGCUUCUACAAACUCGGGUUUCUUCACAACAUUGAUAGCUAGAGGAGAUGUGAAAUCUGUGUUUGUGGGUCACGACCAUGUCAACGACUUCUGCGGUGAACUUAAAGGUUUGAAUCUAUGUUAUGGUGGUGGAUUUGGGUAUCAUGCUUAUGGUAAAGCUGGAUGGGAAAGAAGAGCGAGAGUUGUGGUUGUUGAUUUGAAUAAGAAGAGAAAAGGAAAGUGGGGAGCUGUGAAAUCGAUUAAGACAUGGAAGAGGCUUGAUGAUAAGCAUCUCUCUGUUAUUGACUCUCAAGUUCUUUGGAACAAUUCUGCAAACAAAUUAGUUGUUCGUUGAUAUUGAUUCCAUGUGUUGUUGUUUUGAUCUGUCUACUAAAUGUUCUGUUUUAGUUGGUUUUGGGUUUCAUAGAAACUGUUUAAGUGUUUAUCAUUGAGUUAGUUUUAAACUCCAUUUGAUGUAAUUUUGUUUGGUUUAAGACUUUAAGGCAAGAAAGUGAAAAACUAAACUUUCAAACACAUUAGAGAUGUGAGUAGUAUUAUAUUUUAACCGUUCUUUAAACUUUUGAUUAAUCGUUUUACCAUUUUGUGUUACCAAUCCGAUCC
Messenger RNA from Arabidopsis thaliana (thale cress), 1554 nucleotides. It is a transcript of the gene PAP29, whose product is annotated as purple acid phosphatase 29. The record is from RefSeq and is marked reviewed. The transcript is spliced from 3 exons. Gene Ontology annotation, molecular function: hydrolase activity. NCBI's taxonomy places the organism in Eukaryota, Viridiplantae, Streptophyta, Magnoliopsida, Brassicales, Brassicaceae. The coding region runs from base 119 to 1288 and encodes 389 amino acids. Gene Ontology annotation, cellular component: extracellular region.